AUGCGAUUGUGCCUACCACUAUGUGCACUUUUGGUUGUGAUCGUUCUCGGAUCGGACUAUCCACGAGAUCCAUAUGCAACACUUGGCAUAUCGAGAAAAGCCACUGCUAAAGAAAUCAAGAGGGCGUAUAAACAGCUCGCCAAGGAAUGGCAUCCGGAUAAAAACACAGCGCCAGAAGCGCAGGAGCGGUUCGUUGCGAUAAGCCGAGCCUAUGAGCUACUGUCUGAUCCUCUCAGAAAGGAACGUUAUGAUAAAUUUGGAGCAGUUGAUGAAACACCGCAAUCAGGACCGCAGUUCCAUGGGUUUGGUGGAUUCGAACACUUCAACCUUUUUGCUUUCAGUUUGAUGGGUAAGCAUUUAACUGAUGCACUUUUCAGAAGUUAUUACCAACCUUUCCUCCUUUAUGCCUACUCCAACUACUGUCAGCUGUGCUUCCGAUUGCAAGCGCAAUGGAAGGCAGUUUCGGAGGAUCUGGAGCCUUUGGGUUACGGUAUCGGUGCUGUCAAUGCUAUGACCGAUGGUAAUUUGUUGGAGAAGUUACGGAUUUCACGUCUUCCUGCAAUCGUAGCCAUCAUCGAAGGGAGAGUGACCCAUUACCGUGCGGAUAUGUUUUUGAUGAAUGCGAGGGAUGUGCGCAUUUUCGCUCGAGAUGUCAUUCCAAGAACGUUUAUGGGAUUGAUCAACUCUCAUGAUGGUCUUUCAAGAUUUGUUAAUCAGUGGCAGCAGAGUAAUAAGAUAUCGGUGGUUGUACUGGGUGCUGCUGCUGAACCACGAAUGCGGUAUCUCCUCGCUGCAAUGAAAUUCUCUCAUUUUGCUCGAUUCGCCUAUAUUCAGGUUUCAUCGCAGUCGGAUGAGGUAACCUCGAUUCGUGAGGAUUUGUCUAUUAAAUGUACACAAUGUGAAAACGUUCUCAUAUUCAACGACUUACCAGGGGGUGGACCUGUAGCCCGAUUGUCUAUUAGUAACAUUAAUCAACUCACCAUGGACACCCUAAACACUUUGAUUGAAAACAACAAAUGGAUAAGCUUGCCAAGGCUUUCUUCAUCUGAUUAUCUCGACGAAUUGUGUCCAGUGUCAUCAAGAAAUCCUCGCCGUCUAUGUGUCAUUUUGCCUGUGAUGGAUUCUUCUGAAGAUGAAGAUUUCCUAAAUAGUUUCCGUGUGUUCGCACGGCAGCAUAAGGAUCACUAUGCUAAGCAGAAGGUGAGGAUUAGACGGCUGAAACAUACCCCUCAUCGUCUUACAGCCAGAGCCAUUUUGGUCGUUCUUACAUAUAUUUAUGCUAAUAGGCAGUCUGAGUGGAUCAAGCCGUUUUUGGAAAAGCGAGCAGGCGACAGCGUUGCAGAUGCAAGGGAUAUAUUGGUAAUUUGGCGCAUCGAACAUGUGAAAGCUCGUUUCACGUGGCUCGAAUCCGCAUGGGGUGUUGGUGCCGAGCACUUCGAGGCUUUAUUGGGCGGUGUAAUAUCACAAAACACUCGACUGGACCUGACAGCUCCAGUGGGGAACUUGAUUAAUGAGUAUGCUCCCUCAUGGUGGACGCGUAUGUGUCGUGCUCUAGUGCGCAUGGUGCAAUCUGCCUGGUUCCACAUAACAAAAGAGGAGGCGUACCCCGUGCUAUCAGCUGUUGCAACGUUCCUCGUUAUCCUCAUAAUAGGCUACAGUCUGAACUACAUGAAUCAAGAAUCAAGGCCGAAGAAAGAAAAGCCACGGACAUUUGUAAAUGAUGAGUGGCACCCAGAGGAUCCGCAGUCAAAAUCAGAUCCACCGCAAAAACCAAAUCCUCAAGCGAGAUUGCAGCGUGCGUUAUCUAUAAUGAAUCCACACAUCCAUGAAUUGCGAGCGGAGAGCUACUUUGGCAUGAUCCGUUUGUUGAAGCCAGGAUGCCGAUCUCUCAUACUUCUCGUCGAUGAACAGUGUAAAGAGAAACUGUUGAUGCAGUUUGCCCAAUAUAUUCUGCCUCUCAGAAAUAACAAGACGUUUUCAUUUGGAUUUUUAAUGGUGGAAAAGAAUUUACCGUGGUUCCGAAAACUACUUGAACAUACUCUUCCUCUUGGUGACGAAUGUACUCCGAAUGAGGGAAAUUCUCUGUAUGUGAAGCUCAAGUCAAUAAACCCGCGUCAGACAGUCGGUACGGUUCUUGCGUUAUGUGGAUGGAAGCUGUAUUUCUCGAUAUAUCAUCCUAUGCACUCGGCUGGAAAGAAGAAGCAGCAUAACCAGCAUUUCUUAGGAUUCGAUGACGAUGACAUUACGUCGGAUUCCGAUAGUGAUAAUGGUACUGCGGAAGAUGUAAGUGUGAAAAAUACUUCUGAUCUACUGUGCUUUGUAAAACUACGAAUUGCACUAGUUGGAAAGGUUGAAAGCGGUUUUUUUUUUCGCCGAGAAGUAAUGUUACGUCGAACGGGUAGUGUUGUCAGUGUUGAUAAUGUUCUAAAUGGAUUUCCUAAUUGGUUAGACAGACUUUUGGAAGGAUCAAUACGACGGUAUUACAUUCCUGAAUGGCCGGAUAAUCUCCGAUGA
Molecule: messenger RNA, 2514 nt
Organism: Haemonchus placei
Lineage: Eukaryota; Metazoa; Nematoda; Chromadorea; Rhabditida; Trichostrongylidae
Source: the annotation of a GenBank genome assembly